This is a messenger RNA of Calypte anna (Anna's hummingbird), 2124 nucleotides long. It is a transcript of the gene TMEM39A, whose product is annotated as transmembrane protein 39A. Gene Ontology annotation, biological process: negative regulation of autophagosome assembly; negative regulation of autophagosome maturation. NCBI's taxonomy places the organism in Eukaryota, Metazoa, Chordata, Aves, Apodiformes, Trochilidae. The coding region runs from base 472 to 1932 and encodes 486 amino acids. The transcript has 9 exons. Gene Ontology annotation, cellular component: endoplasmic reticulum membrane. The record is from RefSeq and is a predicted model, not a curated record.
AUGAGAGCAUCAGCCUUCACUGCCACGUCUCCCGGGCAGCUGCGGCGGCGCGGGUAGCCGGCGGUGUGCAGGGCCGCGCCGGGGCGCCGAGACCGGGUCCGCCCGCCUCCUUCGGUCUUCCUCUCCCUUCCCUUCCUCGCAGGGCGGCCGCGGCUGCCCGCCCCUGCCCCUACUCCCGCUCCGCCGCGGAGCGCCGGCGGGCAGCGGCGAGGUGGGUCUGCCCGGCGGGAGGAGGGGCGCUCCGUCAAGCACCCACCGUUUCAGCCUCGUCCCCCGCCGGCGGUCAGGGGGGCUGCGGGGAUCGGGACUCGCCGCCGGGCCGCUACCGCCCGAAAGUGGACCCCGCUGCCGGCCGAUGUCCGAGCCGCGCCGCCGCCCGCGCUUGCAUGAACCUGGGAAGGCUUCAGGAUCAUUGUCUGGGUCUCAGGGCACAGCCUGCUGGAGGCACUGGAAGUGGAUUGGUUCCUGGUCAUGCCCGGUGGAAGGAGGGGACCCAGCCGGCAGCAGCUAAGCCGUUCAGCUUUGCCUUCUCUCCAGACACUGGUUGGCGGGAGCUGCGGAAACGGUACCAGUUUGAGAAACAGGAGAGGACAAAGGAAUGGUAGUGCCAUCAGCCUCUCUGCGCCUCCAAUCACAGCGCUGAUUACUCCAGAGCCUGUACGUCACUGCCGGAUACCUGAACUGCCAUUGGAUGGGAGCCUUCUCUUUGAAUUCCUGUUCUUCAUCUACCUACUGGUAGCACUCUUCAUUCAGUACAUCAAUAUCUACAAGACUGUCUGGUGGUACCCAUACAAUCACCCUGCUUCCUGCACCUCAUUGAAUUUUCACCUCAUUGACUACCACCUGGCGGCGUUCAUCACAGUGAUGCUGGCACGGAGGCUGGUGUGGGCCCUCAUCUCUGAGGCCUCACAAGUGGGUGCGACAUCAGUGGUUCACUACAUGGUGCGCCUGGUGCUGCUCACCCUGUGUGGAUGGGUGCUCUGCUGGACCUUGGUCAACCUCUUCCGCAGCCAUUCUGUUCUUAACUUCCUCUUCCUGGGCUACCCGUUUGGUGUCUACGUUCCUCUGUGCUGCUUCCACCAGGACAGCAGAACACAGCCUCUCCCUACAGACUGUGGGUACUCGGUACAGGAACAGAUGGUGGAUGAUGGGGCUUCAGCUGUCAGCAGCCUGGUCAAAGAUUUCUUCUCGCUUCUGUGGGAAUCACUGAGAGAACAGUUCAAUAAUCCUACGUCUAUCCCCACCCACAGCUGCCCCCUUUCCCCAGAUCUCAUCCGCAAUGAGGUGGAGUGCCUAAAAGCAGACUUCAACCGCAGGAUCAAGGAAGUUCUCUUCAACUCUCUCUUCAGUGCCUACUACGUGGCAUUCCUGCCACUGUGUUUUGUGAAGAGCACCCAGUACUACGACAUGCGCUGGUCCUGUGAGCACCUCAUCAUGGUGUGGAUCAAUGCCUUUGUCAUGCUCACCACUCAGCUGCUGCCUCCCAAGUACUGUGACCUGCUCCACAGAUCAGCUGCCCAUCUUGGCAAGUGGCAGAAACUAGAACAUGGUUCUUACAGCAAUGCUCCACAGCACAUCUGGUCAGAAAACACAAUAUGGCCACAAGGAGUUCUGGUGCGACGUAGCCGAUGCCUGUAUAAAGCAGUUGGGCCUUACAACGUAGCAGUGCCUUCAGAUGUGUCCCAUGCCCGCUUUUAUUUCCUCUUUCACCGUCCAUUACGGCUGCUCAACCUACUGAUUGUCAUCGAAGGCAGUGUGGUCUGCUACCAGCUCUACUCACUGCUGCGCUCAGAGAAGUGGAACCAUACCCUCUCCAUGGCCCUCAUCCUUUUCUGCAAUUAUUAUGUCUUAUUUAAGCUCCUCCGGGACCGGAUAGUAUUAGGCAGGGCAUACUCCUACCCACUUAACAACUAUGGACUCAAGGCACACUAGGGCGGCCAAACGUGUACCCCUUUUUCUGUCUCUCCCUACAGGGCAGAGAGGGAACCUCAGAAAAAAAAAAUAUUUUCGUACAGUUCUAUUUUUUUCUUGCGGCGUUUAUAAAUAUUUAAAAUAUUUUAUAUUUUGUAUACUAUUGUUUUUGUGGGGCGGGAAGGGAACCAGUGGCAAUUAAAUGUCGCUUUA